Messenger RNA from Pygocentrus nattereri (red-bellied piranha), 793 nucleotides. RefSeq names its product tachykinin precursor 3a (gene tac3a). The coding region runs from base 172 to 552 and encodes 126 amino acids. The record is from RefSeq and is a predicted model, not a curated record. Lineage: Eukaryota; Metazoa; Chordata; Actinopteri; Characiformes; Serrasalmidae. Gene Ontology annotation, biological process: tachykinin receptor signaling pathway; positive regulation of blood pressure. The transcript has 7 exons.
GACUUACGCACAUGUUGCUGUCAUUUAACCAUCCGCGGGGAGAACAUCCCUGUCUCUCUCUGCUCUGACACUCCAUCAAGGCACGAGCGCAGCUCCUCUCCUCUCGCGCACAAGAGACCCGCGCGCCUUUACCUGUGAAGAGCAAUUCCAUCAACCAAGACUGCUGCGAGGAUGUAUCGAGCUUUACUUUUCGCAACCCUGGUUCUUGUGCUGGAGGCUCGAUUCGGUCAGUCAAGCUGUCAAGACGAGGAACCACAGAGAACAGUGUCGGAUGAGGAUCCAAGUUUUCGUCUCUCGACGCGUAACUUUCUCAAACGGUAUAACGACAUUGAUUAUGACAGCUUUGUGGGGUUGAUGGGGAGGAGGAGUGCAGAUGCUGAUGAAAUGCCGUCUCAACGCAAAAGAGAAAUGCAUGACAUCUUUGUUGGACUCAUGGGUCGACGGAGCAACAAUGCUGAUACUGGCCGUCCGUGGAGGAGAGAGCAGCCACAGCCAGAGACCAGAGGCUUGUUCUUUAACAAGUGCAGACUGAGAUUCCGUCGUGGGUUAUAGGCAGAGCCAUUACUCAACUCCUUUCGGACCAUCUAUACUGUUCUCACACGACAACUCCUUUUCUCGGCACAAUUUGGUGCAAAAAACAAACAAAAAAACAAUAAUGAUAAUGGAAGCAAAUAGCCUGAUCAGAUGACAUUUAUCAAAGAUGAUUUAUUAUGAUUUACGCUGAUCUUCAGUUAUAAAUGACAAAUUGUAUAUACCAGUAGACAGAAUUAAAUCUCCAGAUACAUCCUCUGAA